Messenger RNA from Coffea eugenioides, 1656 nucleotides. Its product is annotated as glyceraldehyde-3-phosphate dehydrogenase, cytosolic. The transcript has 11 exons. The record is from RefSeq and is a predicted model, not a curated record. Gene Ontology annotation, biological process: glucose metabolic process. Lineage: Eukaryota; Viridiplantae; Streptophyta; Magnoliopsida; Gentianales; Rubiaceae. Bases 180 to 1193 code for a protein of 337 amino acids. Gene Ontology annotation, molecular function: NADP binding; NAD binding; oxidoreductase activity, acting on the aldehyde or oxo group of donors, NAD or NADP as acceptor.
CCCCCAUUUUGCCAUUUUGGCGCUGCUGCCCCCUCGCCCAAGGAUCCCUUUUCUGUAUAUAUACUAUCAUUCGUCCACGUCUACCCUACUACUACUGUUCUAUUGCCCGCCCACCUUGCCACUAUCAACAGUCUCCUACUACUACUGCUUUAGCUUCUAUCGUCUUCAUCCUCGUAGCUAUGGCCAAAAUUAAGAUCGGGAUUAACGGCUUUGGAAGGAUCGGCCGUUUGGUCGCCAGAGUCGCUCUCCAGAGUGAUGACGUUGAACUCGUCGCUGUCAAUGAUCCAUUCAUCACCACUGAUUACAUGAUCUACAUGUUCAAAUACGAUACUGUUCACGGCCAAUACAAAAAGCAUGAGCUCAAGGUCCAGGAUUCUAAGACCAUUCUCUUUGGUGACAAGCCUGUCACUGUCUUUGGCAGCAGGAACCCAGAGGAGAUUCCAUGGGGUGAGGCUGGAGCUGACUUUGUUGUUGAAUCCACUGGAGUCUUUACUGACAAGGACAAAGCUGCUGCCCACUUGAAGGGAGGUGCCAAGAAAGUUAUCAUUUCUGCCCCAAGUAAGGACGCUCCAAUGUUUGUCAUAGGUGUGAACGAGAAAGAUUACAAGCCUGAUAUUGAUAUUGUCUCCAAUGCCAGUUGCACAACCAACUGUCUUGCUCCUUUGGCUAAAGUUCUUAAUGAUAGAUUUGGUAUUGUUGAGGGCCUUAUGACAACAGUGCACUCCAUAACUGCCACACAAAAGACUGUGGAUGGUCCAUCAAUGAAGGACUGGAGAGGUGGCAGGGCUGCAUCAUUCAACAUUAUUCCCAGCAGUACUGGUGCCGCCAAGGCUGUUGGAAAAGUUCUACCCGCUCUAAAUGGAAAGCUUACUGGGAUGUCUUUCCGUGUUCCAACUGUUGAUGUCUCUGUGGUUGAUCUUACUGCAAGGCUCGAGAAGGCUGCCACAUAUGAUGAAAUCAAAGCUGCCAUGAAGGAGGAGUCUGAGACUAAUUUGAAGGGAAUCCUGGGUUACACAGAGGAUGAUGUUGUGUCCAGUGACUUCGUUGGUGACAGCAGGUCAAGCAUUUUCGAUGCCAAGGCAGGUAUUGCUUUGAAUGGCAACUUUGUGAAGGUGGUCUCUUGGUAUGAUAACGAAUGGGGUUACAGCAACCGUGUUGUUGACUUGAUUCGACACAUGGCAAAAAGUCAAUAGGCUGUUCCGGCUUCUAUUUCUGAUGGAAGUGUUUCUCCAUCUUUAGUAUGGCGUCUUGUUUAGGGAGUAUAGACUCUUACCAAUUUUGUCUGGUCCACACAGCGUCGGAUCUUCUGCUUUGCGGCGUUAAGAACUGCUUCUGCCAAUUUCACUGAUUAGACUCUUAUUUUGUUUUGCUUUUUGGUCAUGUCUUGGUGUUUUUUAUUUUGCUUCGCUUUGUUUAACCGUUCAAGUCAAUAUUCACACGGCAAUGCCGGUUUUGCACUCUCAAACCAGUUUUGUGUUUUGGUUUUGGUGCCAUCGAGUCUAGGCCCCUUAGGGUUCAAGAAAAUCAGCAUCCUCCGUUGGUGGUGGUUUCUGAUGUUGAGGAGUAGUGAAACUGAUCAUGUAAAUUGAUGUGCUGCGCGGUUUAUCGUUCCUCUUGAUUACUUAAAAUUGCUCAAUGCGAUGGGGUUUACCCGUA